GUCAUUGGAUUUUCAUUGAUUCUGUGGUUACCACCUAUUAUCAAUCGCUACAUUAAAAUAUAAAAUCUAUCCGGAAUGAUAAAAAUCUUUUGAUUAGUGGAGUUCCUAUUGAAAAAAAUUGCAUUCAAACAACGAAAAUGUCUGGAUUUGAUGAAAACCCUUUUGGCGAUCCUACUAUAGAUAAUCCAUUUGCAGAUCCUUCAGUUCAGCAGGUGACUCAAAAUGCAAGCGCCGGCCUUAGAAUUGACGAUUACAAUCCCUUUGACAAACAAGGCCAAAAGACGACAGGAGGACAGGUAGCAGGUCCUAAUGUUGGGCCAGCUGUCAUGCAACCUACUCAAGAAUUGCCAUCUUAUACUAAAACUGGACAAACAUACAUUAAACCUGCCUUGAAUACUGAGGAGUUGCAGAGACGCCAAGAAGAAUUGGAAAGAAAAGAGCAAGAAUUGAAAAGACGUGAAGAAGAAAUGCUCAGGUCACAACAAUACAAUGUACGAAGAAAUAACUGGCCACCAGUACCUGAACAAUGCUGUUUUCAACCUUGUUUUUAUCAAGAUAUUGAAGUAGAUAUUCCUGAGGUGUUUCAGAAAAUUGUCUACCAACUUUAUCAUCUGUGGAUGUUUCAUGGAAUUGUAAUGUUGCUAAAUGUUUUGGGUGGUAUAGUUCUACUCGAUUUUCAAGUUGUAGCCCUUGGAAUAUUUUAUGUGAUCCUGUUUGCACCGUUUUCUUAUCUGUGUUGGUUCAGACCUGCUUACAAAGCAUUUCGUUCAGAUUCAUCGUUCAACUUCAUGGUGUUUUUUUUCAUAUUCUUUUUUCAAUUCCUCAUCACUCUCUGCCAAGCAAUUGGAAUACCUGGUACAAUAGGACUAAUAACGGCGUUUUCCACUUUCGGUGAUUCUGUGAGCAGUAUCUUCAAGGGAAUUCUAGCAUUGAUUAUUGCCGUUAGUUUUGGAAUUGCCGCUGCUGGAGAUUUAUUUUUGAUUACCAAGAUACACCGCAUCUACAAAAGCUCUGGGGCUAGUUUGGCAAAGGCCCAAGAAGAAUUCAAGUCUGAGUUUUUGAGUAAUCAACAUGUUAGAGGAGUUGCCACUAAUGUUGCUGCAGCCGCUGUGCAAUCCCAGUUUAAUCAAAGAACUAAUAAUACUAGAUAUUAGGUUAUUUUUCCCUAAAGUAUUUAUUCGAAGUGUUUAUUUAAUUUCUGUAAUAAUUGUUACUUACUCUGUAUAUUUCGUUUUCAUCUAGGUUAUUUAUCAUAGGUUUUCGAUACCAAAUGUGAUGUGUGAUUUAAGAUCUUCAUGACAGAUUACGAAUUUACAAUGUCGUUUUGAAAUUUUCAAACACAUUCCAGAAAAAUUGACUUGUCAUUCAAUUUAUAAUAUUUGUUAGCAUUCAAUCCUAGAUAAUUUUUUUUUUUGGAAAUUCCUUCCAUAAAAAUGUUAAUAUCGCUGGCAUUGAUUAUUAAAGGUGAAGUUUCAAUUA
Messenger RNA from Harmonia axyridis, 1479 nucleotides. It is a transcript of the gene Scamp, whose product is annotated as secretory carrier-associated membrane protein 1. Gene Ontology annotation, cellular component: recycling endosome membrane; trans-Golgi network membrane. The record is from RefSeq and is a predicted model, not a curated record. NCBI's taxonomy places the organism in Eukaryota, Metazoa, Arthropoda, Insecta, Coleoptera, Coccinellidae. The transcript has 7 exons. Gene Ontology annotation, biological process: protein transport. Bases 138 to 1154 code for a protein of 338 amino acids.